Messenger RNA from Actinia tenebrosa (Australian red waratah sea anemone), 1543 nucleotides. RefSeq names its product protein CNPPD1. The record is from RefSeq and is a predicted model, not a curated record. Gene Ontology annotation, molecular function: protein kinase binding; cyclin-dependent protein serine/threonine kinase regulator activity. Gene Ontology annotation, biological process: regulation of cyclin-dependent protein serine/threonine kinase activity. Lineage: Eukaryota; Metazoa; Cnidaria; Anthozoa; Actiniaria; Actiniidae. Gene Ontology annotation, cellular component: cyclin-dependent protein kinase holoenzyme complex; nucleus.
AAUGUAAACGUCACAGUAGGCUUACCAUCGUAGCAACCAUCAUUGCUCAUCUUUAUUUUUACAGCUGUAAAAAUGUUCUACUGGCCUUUUACUAGCCUCAGGUCUCCUUGUAGCUCUACCGAGGCACUCGAGUUGGAAUCCAAAAUGGCGGAUCAAGUCAUGUUCGCUAAACGUGUGCGAAAAUCGCUGUACUAUGGUGAAUAUUCUGAUGCUUCGCUCCCUUCUUUAUCAGUGACAGAUGUUGCAGUUGAAGUUCUUAAUAACACGGUGCCUUCAAGAAAACGACUCCUUGAUAGGAAAUAUGCUCAUUCUGUUGCAAGGAGAGCAAAAAUAUCUCCUUGUACAUUGAUGAUGGGUAUGUUGUAUGCUGAACGUCUUCGUCAAAGAAACCCCCAAAAUACAAUGACACUCAACUCCUCAGAUGUCUUUUUGAUAUCUAUUAUGGUUGCAUCCAAGUAUUUGUAUGACGAGGGGGAAGAAGAAGAGGUUUACAAUGAAGACUGGGCAAGAGCAGGAUGUAAGACAGUACAAGACAUCAACAAACUGGAAAUGGACUUUCUUCAGUUAAUGGACUGGAAUUUGUUCAUUAGCAAGGGCGAAUUUUUGAACUUUGUCAGCCAAGUGGAGUCAAAGGUGGCCUUGAAUAAAGGCUGUGCUCGAGGCUGGUUAACAUACUCUGACAUGUGCACUUUACUCAACAAUAAAGCAUUACUGGACUUGCUCCAAGUUAUUCGACAACAGUUGCUAACGAAUAUAUCAAAGUGUCUGACGGCAUAUUUAUUUGGAGUCUCCCUUCUUCUUGGUUCAUCUGCCCUUGCCUCUCUAACACACAAUUCAUCCAAACAAGACACGAUAUUCCAUGGCACUCCAGUCCAACCCUCCUUCAACUGCCUCACUACAGAAGCAUCCUGUGUCUUCUCUCGCGAGGGCAUUGAGGUUGCCUCACCAGGUUUAGACCUGGUCUUUCGUCCCAUCACUCAAAGAAGAAAACGUGUUCCAGGAUCAUUCCUUCAACGUCAGGGAUUCCAAAAUAUGGCCUCUUCAAGAGAACAGAAAAUGGAUGCACGAGAAGUAAAUCAAUCUCCAUCAGAAAACCAUACUUUUCCUAGAUCAAUUGAUAUCAGCGUUCUUUUUAAAACAUUAGGGAAUUUUACAUCUCAGAACCUUAACCUUAAGACAAGACUAGUAACUCAUGGCCGCUACUCGAAUGGCACAGACAGAGAGUUGUCAGUACAAUCUUGGUCAUCACUCUGUGUCCACAAAAUGAAUGUUGGUUUAUUCGGACCACAGAUUGUCAAAAAAAGGUGUUUUGAGAAAUUUCCAAAAAGUUCUGUGUCUUCAACAGAAUGGAACUGCUAUUACAGGCAGCAAUUGUGUGUAUCAUGAUGGCUGAAAUACUGUUUCUGACCCCCCCUCCCCUCCAUCCCACCCCUACAUCCCAUCUCCAUACCAUCUCCAUUUAGACUCUAUGAAAAACCUUUCAAUUUAAAGUAUUUUGAUAACAUAUUUUAUGAUGAUGAAUAAAGUUUUCCUAUCUCACUCA